GUUAGGUUAUAAUGUACUGUGAGUCGCUCGCUUGAGGCGCGACGCUUGGCGCUGCUCUCUGUAAAGAUUUCAUCAUAGGUGUCGCCGAGAGCCAGCUGAUAGUACUCCUACACCAGGCCAUUUUUUGUCAUGUCUGCUGCCAUCAUGUCAUCUGAGGAGAAACUGGAAACUGCACCUUUUGAUCCCCGCUUCCCAAAUCAAAAUCAGACUAAGUAUUGCUACCAAAGCUUUGUCGACUACAACCGAUGCCAAAAGAUAAAAGGUGAAGAUUAUGAGCCUUGUGAGUACUUCAAGAAAGUUUUCCAGUCAGUAUGCCCCAAUGCCUGGUUAGAGAAGUGGAAUGACCAGUUGGAGGCUGGAACCUUCCCUGGAAAAAUCUGAAAAUCUUCAUAAUUGACCUUCGUACAUGUGUUAGUUCUGAAAAGAAUGGUGUCUUGAUUCCCUCCUGCUUUUCUUUUAACUGAUAUUUGGGUAAUGCAUUGUGUAUGUUUCAAGGCAUUCCAACACUCAUAUUACACUGAAUUACAGCAUUUCAGGCACUGAAAAUAUGCUUUCCCUUGUCAGAAUUACAAUAUCAUUUGAUUAAUAUUCAAAAUUAGGGAGGUGUGUUGUAGAUAUAUGUACAUUAAUUUUUUAUAAUGUAGAUAAUGGAAAAACUGCAGUGACGAGUGUAAUUUAACUUAUUCCUGUGUGCUGUUCAAAUAAAAAUAUGACCAGGUA
Homarus americanus (American lobster) is the source of this 720-nucleotide messenger RNA. Its product is annotated as cytochrome c oxidase subunit 6B2-like. Lineage: Eukaryota; Metazoa; Arthropoda; Malacostraca; Decapoda; Nephropidae. The transcript has 3 exons. The record is from RefSeq and is a predicted model, not a curated record. Gene Ontology annotation, cellular component: mitochondrion; respiratory chain complex IV. Bases 130 to 381 code for a protein of 83 amino acids.